Messenger RNA from Pocillopora damicornis (cauliflower coral), 757 nucleotides. RefSeq lists its product as uncharacterized. Lineage: Eukaryota; Metazoa; Cnidaria; Anthozoa; Scleractinia; Pocilloporidae. The record is from RefSeq and is a predicted model, not a curated record.
UUACUGAGAAAUGGAACACAGCAGGGUUGAAGAAGAAGCUGCAUACCGGGAAGCUUGCAGGAAGCUGCUGUUCAGUGAUGGUACCAGAACUGCUCUUGUUAUGUUGUCUUUGCUGACCCUUUUCCCUGUUGGAAUCGUCUCCAUUGUUUUCUGGAUAUUGGCGCGAAAGGCUGGAGGAGAUGGCAAAAAAAAGAAGGAGGUUGAGAACUAUCAUGAGGCUGAGACAAUGGCACUGACGUCAAUUUCAUUUGGCUUGUGUGCUGUGCUCACCAUUCUGAUCUGCAUCCCUCAGUUGAAGCGAGGAAUUUAAACAAGGGCUACAAAAAUUCCAAUAGUAUACUUUCCUUCAGUGUUUAGCCUACAUAUUUUGUACUCAUAUCUCCAUUGGAUCCCAACUAUAGAUAUUACUAUAAAAUUUUGCUGAUUUAUUAAGGAUGAUCUUCCUGAAACUCACUAAAAAAAAUUUUUCGGUUUUGCUUGCCUUUUUUGUUUUGGUUGUUUUGUUUGUUUUUGCUUUUUGUAUAUUUCAGUCUUCCUACUUUUUAAUGCCUUUUUGGCAAAAUUAAGUGCUGUAAUUUUUAUUUAUGUAAUAAUGGUAAUUGUAUACUGUUUGGCAUGUUUAUUCGUUGUAGAUGAAAAAAGAACGACAGUUUCACCAUAAAGGAUUCCUUUUUCCAUCUCACACUUUUUGUUAGAUAUUUCAAACUGCUUAAAUUACCCUGAAUAAUUUCGGAUCAUUGAAGUAUUGAUCACUCCU